AUGACCACUGUCAAAACCCUUGUUGUUGUUGCUGUCAAGCAGAAAUGGCCUCUAUUCCAGUUAGAUGUCAAUAAUGCAUUCUUGCAUGGAGACCUUGAUAAGGAAGUCUACAUGAAAUUGCCCCCUGGUUAUUCAUUAUCUGAUAGUUCUUCUUCUGUUCCUUUGGCUUGCAAGUUGCAAAAAUCCCUCUAUGGGGGUUACACACAUUCCCUUAAUGAUUAUUCCCUGUUUACUGGAAGUUCUGGUUCAUCUUUUGUAUUAUUGGCUGUUUAUGUCGAUGACAUUAUCCUCACUGGCACUAAUGCCACUGAAAUUGACACCUUAAAGUCUUUUCUACACAAACAGUUCCGGAUCAAAGAUUUGAGAUGUCUCAAUUACUUUUUAGGGAUUGAGGUCCUUUACACUGAUUCAGGGGUUCUUUUGCACCAAAAGAAGUUUAUUCAUGAUCUUUUGCGGACUUUCAACUGCAAUGAUGUUUCUCCUAUUUUGUGUCUUCUCGACAUGACUGUUAAGUUGAAGCAAAAAGAGGGUGACCCGCUACCUAAGCCUGAUGAAUAUAGAUCUUUGAUUGGGAAGUUAAACUUCCUUACUCAUACCAGACCUAAUAUAUGUUUUGCUGUCCAACAUCUCAGUCAAUUUAUGCAAUCCCCUUGCUUACCACAUAUGAAGGCUGCUUUACAUCUUUUGAGAUGCUUGAAGGGCAUUGCUACCCAUGGUAUUUUUUUCAUCUCCAACAAUGAUCACUCUGUCUCUGCGUUCUGUGAUAGUGACUGGGCUGCCUGUUCUGAUACUCGCAAAUCAGUUUCUGGUUUCUGUGUUUUGCUAGGUGGAUGUUUGGUUGCUUGGAAAUCCAAGAAGCAGCCUGUUGUUUCUCUGUCCUUGGCUGAGGCUGAGUACAUGGCCAUGAGUAAAGUAGUGGCUGAGGUAACUUGGUUGUCCAUGUUGUUGUCUGAUUUGGUUGUCACCUGUCCUUCCAUUCCUGUUUACUGUGACAAUCAAGCUGUCAUUCACAUUGCUCGUAAUCCGGUGUUUCAUGAGCGUACCAAGCACAUUGAAUUGGAUUGCCACUUUGUCCGGACAAAGCGGGCUGAUGGUCUUAUACAUUUGCUUCAUACUUCCAGCUCCACUAAGUUGGCUGAUAUUUUCACUAAGGUUCUUGGAGGUGCAUCUCAUCAUGGCUUUCUUCCCAAGUUGGGGAUUUUGUCAUCCUCCAACUUGAAGGGGGGUGUUGGAAUACCUCCAGUUCCUAAUUAA
Lycium barbarum (goji berry) is the source of this 1254-nucleotide messenger RNA. RefSeq lists its product as uncharacterized. The record is from RefSeq and is a predicted model, not a curated record. The transcript is spliced from 2 exons. The coding region runs from base 1 to 1254 and encodes 417 amino acids. NCBI's taxonomy places the organism in Eukaryota, Viridiplantae, Streptophyta, Magnoliopsida, Solanales, Solanaceae.